Phodopus roborovskii (desert hamster) is the source of this 1919-nucleotide messenger RNA. It is a transcript of the gene Cep295nl, whose product is annotated as CEP295 N-terminal like. Bases 214 to 1872 code for a protein of 552 amino acids. Gene Ontology annotation, cellular component: centriole; cytosol; centrosome. The record is from RefSeq and is a predicted model, not a curated record. Lineage: Eukaryota; Metazoa; Chordata; Mammalia; Rodentia; Cricetidae. The transcript is spliced from 2 exons. Gene Ontology annotation, biological process: regulation of centriole replication.
CCCACCAACUCCUGCCUCCCUGUAAUGUGUCCUCAGUGGUCUGGCUCAGUCAUCUGGAGACACACACAGGCCUUGCACGCUUUUCUCCAGCUGUCCGGAGUGGCCUGUGCCCUCUUGGCCUUGUAGGUUUACUGUGACUCUCUCGUCGUCUCUGCGGGUGCUCCAACUCCUGCAGCCUCCGCUCCUUGCCUACAGCUACUUUUGCUUUCAAGCAUGUCUGCAAAACUCACAGAAAUGCAGAGAGACGGGGAGCGGUUGGGCGAGCUGAGCCCCACUUUUGAUGAGGAAGCCUUAGUGUUGAGGCAGAAGCCUGAACUGAUGCAAGUCCGAGACAAGGACGACGUCUCUCUACAGCAGUGGAAAGCCCGGCAGCUGCAGCGCCUGGCUGAGGAGUUGAAGGCAGAGUGGCAGGAGGCCCGGCUGCAGCAGGUCAGAGACAUGGAACGCAUCUACUUAGCCCAUCUGUUGGAUGAGGCAACAGGGCGGGCCGUGGGAAACGACAUCAACUUGGGCAAACACAACCAGAGAGGCACAGCAAAACACUUGAGGACUAAGGAGAGAAACAGAGCCUUUAGAGAGGAGAGGGGCCGCCGGGAAGAGUACCCCAGGCAACAGCCCAGGUCCCGGAAAAAAGCAACGUGCUCAGAAAGACGGGGUUCUACCAAAGCCCGGGGCCCAAACUCCAGCGAGAAGGGUAAAGGGAAACGGAUACCUUCGAGCAAGAGCAACGGGGGUUACCAACCCUUGGGCUCUCGGAUGAGCAAAGGGCCAGACCUGACGGCAAAGCUCAACCCACUCUUAGCAGGUGCUGGCGAAACUGAGUGGGUGGAGGAAGUCCCGAAGGGAAUAUCCCGGGAAGGGCGGCGACCAAUGAGAAGGGGGGCUUCAGGGUUUGCUCAGAGCGUAAAUCAGAGCUCCAGGGACCAGAGUCUGCAGGGCAAAACAGCUGACUUAGAAAAGCCAUCAUCGCCCCUCAGCUCCACCCUCAUACAGGAGGCCACAUCCCAGGGGGCGCCCUGCAAGUACAGCGAUAAGAAUCAGUGGCACAAAGAGAUUGAGUCCGCCUUCGAAGAACUGUUUAACACAAACAGAAAGCUGAAGAAACAUCUGAAUUUGCACCUGGAACAGCGGCUCAAGGUGGACCACGAUCCAGAUGAUCUGCAGAGCUGCUCAGAGACUCAGGGUGAGGGCAGCAACAUCCUGAGAGAGGAGGAGGCAGAAGCGACUGCUGAGGAGCCUGGGAGCCCAUCAGACAGGGAGGCCCCUGAAAUGUGGUCCAAAACCAAUCUGAAACAGUUGCUGCUAAGUGAGGCUGAGUACCCCAGGUACCAACAGAUGGCAAAGCAUCUAAAGAGUGAGAGCCUGGCGCCUGUUCCUGAGGCAGGAACAUCUAGCGAACAAGACAAUUCAUUCUCAGAAAGCCCAGAGUCAGUACAGGAGCCACCCAAGUCAGCCACGGUGCAGGAAGAAAGCCUUAGGCCUUACCUGGAGAAUCAGGCAGGCUCUGUCGCAAGCUGGAUGGCUUUGAGGCAAAAGCAAAAGGCAGAGUUGGAGCAGAGAAGGCAAAAGACGUUGUUGGAGCUGACAGAACACCCCAACAUGAGCUUGGAAAUCCAUUACAAGGCCGAGCUAGAGGAAGAACGCAGGGAACGCAGGAGGAUGCGUUUGGCCAUCCUCAAAUCUUAUUCCACUGGGGUCCGGGCCCCAACCCCUGACAAAAACACCUCCCUGGAUAACAGCCUCCUCGACGAGGACAAACAGAGCCAGAUGAUCCGUGACCUUCAGCAGCAGAUUUUAGAGCAAAACAAGUUACACAAGCAGUUUUUGGAAAAAGCCAGGAAACGCUUGCAAGAGUUUCAGAAAACGUUUUAAAGGCAGACUACCCGAGAUCAAUACAUCCCUGAUGGCUGCUUUGCCUG